UUUGCUAGCAUUUUUGUAAGCAAGAUUACAUACAUAACCUCAAAAGAAUAUUCGAAAGUAAAUAAAAUAGAUGAUAAAUCGGAUAUUUAUUCGCAAAAUGUCUCAGAACAUUGUUACCAAGUUAAUCAACAAUGCCGACACAGCGGAAAAGCGUUUACUUGAAUUAAGAAACAAACUAGAACAAGUAAAAAAGGUUAAGAUAGAAGAAAGAAUCAAUGAACUUACUAAAGAAAACUCUGCUUUAUCAGCUAAAGUUGAAAAGGCAAGAAACGAGCUAAUCAGACUAGAGACUGCUAAUGGGAAGAAACAAUAUCCUAUCCCUGGAAAAGCCGCAACAGCAUCCAUCAAUGUAGCAACCAAUGUGGUGCCAACUAAAGUGGAAAAUAUUGAGCAACCAAUCUCCAAAGCACAAAAAGAAAAAAAAGAGAAGGAUCCAGUAAAGAAAACAAAGGAGAAACCUGCAGCGGCGGCGAGCGCGGAGGCACCGGUCGACGUCGGCAAGCUGGACUUCAGGAUCGGCAAGAUCAUUGAGGUCAACAAGCAUCCUGACGCUGACACACUUUAUGUAGAGAAGAUUGACUGCGGAGAGGACACUCCCCGCACUGUCGUGUCUGGCCUGGUCAACCACGUGCCCAUUGAAGAAAUGAGGGACAGGAUUGUCAUGGUCCUUUGUAACUUGAAGCCAUCAAAGAUGAGAGGAGUCACAUCAGAAGCUAUGGUUAUGUGUGCAUCAUCACCAGCUAAAGUGGAAGUGUUGGUGCCACCUAGUGGGGCUGUCCCGGGGGACCUUGUCUCAUGCGAGGGAUUCCCACGAGUGCCUGAAGCUCAACUGAAUCCUAAGAAAAAGAUAUUUGAAACCUGUGCUCCAGAUCUGAAGACCAAUUCUGACAAAGUAGCAUGCUACAAAGGAGUGCCACUGCAAGUGCCAGGCAAAGGACCCAUUGUUGCCCCAUCACUGAAAGAUGUUCAAGUCAAGUAGAGUGUAAAUAACUUUGUAAUAAAUUGAUACAUAUUUA
Plutella xylostella (diamondback moth) is the source of this 1016-nucleotide messenger RNA. RefSeq names its product aaRS-interacting multifunctional protein 1 (gene AIMP1). The record is from RefSeq and is a predicted model, not a curated record. Gene Ontology annotation, molecular function: tRNA binding. Lineage: Eukaryota; Metazoa; Arthropoda; Insecta; Lepidoptera; Plutellidae.